Messenger RNA from Haliotis rufescens (red abalone), 1284 nucleotides. RefSeq names its product LIM domain-containing protein A-like. Lineage: Eukaryota; Metazoa; Mollusca; Gastropoda; Lepetellida; Haliotidae. The coding region runs from base 1 to 1284 and encodes 427 amino acids. The record is from RefSeq and is a predicted model, not a curated record. The transcript has a single exon.
AUGAACAUCGUCACCAACAUCUACACAACACAACGACCAUCGUCACCAACAUCUUCACGACAACACCACGACCAUCGUCACCAACAUCUACACGGCAACACCACGACCAUCGUCACCAACAUCUACACAACACCACGAACAUCGUCAUCAACAUCUACACGGCAACACCACGACCAUCGUCACCAACAUCUACACGACAACACCACGACCAUCGUCACAAACAUCUACACGGCAACGCCACGACCAUCGUCACCAACAUCUACACAACACCACGAACAUCGUCACCAACAUCUACACGACACCACGACCAUCGUCACCAACAUCUACACGGCAGCACCACGACCAUCGUCACCAACAUCUACACAACACCACGGACCUCGUCACCAACAUCUACACAACACCACGACCAUCGUCACCAACAUCUACACGGCAACACCACGACCAUCGUCACCAACAUCUACACAACACCACGACCAUCGUCACCAACAUCUACAUGGCAACACCACGACCAUCGUCACCAACAUCUACACGACACCACGACCAUCGUCACCAACAUCUACACGACAACACCACGGACCACGUCACCAACAUCUACACGGUAACACCACGGACCUCGUCACCAACAUCUACACAACACCUUGGACCUCGUCACCAACAUCUACACGGCAACGCCAUGACCAUCGUCACCAACAACUACACAACACCACGGACCUCGUCACCAACAUCUACACAACACCACGACAAUCGUCACCAGCAUCUACACGGCAACGCCACGAACAUCGUCACCAGCAUCUACAUGGCAACGCCACGAACAUCGUCACCAACAUCUACAUGGCAACACCACGAACAUCGUCACCAACAUCUACACGACAACACCAUGAACAUCUUCACCAGCAUCUACACGGCAACGCCACGAACAUCGUCACCAGCAUCCACACGGCAACACCACGACCAUCGUCACCAACAUCUACACUUCACCACGAACAUCGUCACCAACAUCUACACGGCAACACCACGACCAUCGUCACCGACAUCUACACGACAGCACCACGACCAUCGUCACCAACAUCUACACGACAACACCACGACCAUCGUCACCAACAUCUACACAACACCACGACCAUCGUCACCAACAUCUACACGACAACACCACGACCAUCGUCACCAACAUCUACACGACACCACGACCAUCGUCACCAACAUCUACACGACAACACCACGACCAUCGUCACCAACAUCUACACGACAACACCACGACCAUCGUCACCAACAUCUACACGGUAA